Molecule: messenger RNA, 1399 nt
Organism: Condylostylus longicornis
Lineage: Eukaryota; Metazoa; Arthropoda; Insecta; Diptera; Dolichopodidae
Exons: 5
Coding region: 525-1217 (230 amino acids)
Source: RefSeq, a predicted model, not a curated record
AAUAGUUUAUUGAAAUUUAAGAAAAAAUACAAAAGAAAUAAAAAUAAAAUUUAAGUAUUUAAAAUUAUUGUGAUAUAAUGUUAAAAAAGUAUUAACAAUAGUGAAUUAGUAGUACAACAUUUCGCUCAGAAAUUUUAAUUUUUAUGCACCUAAAUGAAACAUAAACGUCGUAAAAAGUUAAAAUGAAAUUCGAAGAAUAUAAUUAUAACAUGUAUGAGAAAGAUUAAAAAUUUUAUUCUAAAAAUUAAGUUAACACUUUAUAAAUUGUACUUUAAUCUUAUGAUGCAAGCACGAGCACAAACUCAAGCUACAACAUUUACAAAUCCUGGAGAUGUUAAUUCAAAUGGAUGCUGUUCUUUUAUGUGUAUUUCACAACCAUUAAUUUUAUUAUUUAUAACAUUAAUAGUAACGACAACAGCUACUGCAAUGCUUUCUGCUGCUAUAAUGACCGAUCAUUGGGAGCAUAUUAAUUGGGAUUCAGAAAGAUUAAAUAAAAUUAUAAAUAAUGUGACACAAACAAUAAGAUGGAUACAACCAAGGGGGAGAAUUUUAGAGAUAACCAGUCAUCGUAUGUAAUAUAUCAUAAACCAAUAUUUUUGAUACCAUUAUAUGGUGGAAUAUGGACAUUAUGUAUGGAUGUAACGCAUAAAGAAAUAAGAUUACUAAGAGAAAGAGCUAGAUAUCGUCAUGGUUUAUGUUCUAGUUAUUUAAAUAUUUCCAUAGAACGUAGUCGACGUGAAGAGAUGAGAGGUGAUUGGAGUCAUAAUGAUGCUCAAGCGUCUAUUCAACCCCAUAUGCGAAUGCAAAAUUUAUCAAUAUCAUGUUCAUUAGUGUGCCUAAUAAUACUUGGCAGUGCCGCUUUAGUAGGAGCUUUUGGUAUAUGCCAAAAACAAAUUAGUGCCAUAUUAAUUACUGGUAUAAUGUAUUUGUUAGCAGCUUUAUUUGCAUUAUUUACUUUAACAAUAAUUCAUUAUAAACGUCAACAUGGUCGCCCAAUUGUUGAAAGUGAUUUUGAUGACAACAUGGUUGAUGGUAUUGUUACACUACCAGGUGCUAUGAGACAUGCACAUCGCCUUUUAAGUGCUAGAAUAAUUGCUUUUUCUUGGAGUUUACAAUUAGGAUGGGGCGGUGUUCUUUUAUGCACUUUAACAUCAGGACUUUGGAUAUUAUUAUCUAAAGUUUUAAGAUAUAAUCCUAUUUCAGCUUUUGCUAUAUGAACUUAUUUUUUUGUUUUCUUAUAUAAAUUUUAAAAUAUUUUUGUACUUUACAGCAAAAAUUAAAUUUUAAGAUGAAAAACAAAGAAAAAAAAAUUUAUAAGUAACAUAUAAAUGUAUAUAAAUAUUGCAUACGUAUAUGUACAUACAUACUUAUAUAAAAUAACAAAUUUUGAAUUACAGCU